Microthlaspi erraticum is the source of this 969-nucleotide messenger RNA. NCBI's taxonomy places the organism in Eukaryota, Viridiplantae, Streptophyta, Magnoliopsida, Brassicales, Brassicaceae. The record is from the annotation of a GenBank genome assembly.
AUGGAGGAAUCUUCAGAAUCUCCGCUUGUCCUCCUUCACCGGCCACCGUCACUGGUUUUUAUGGACGAGCUUCUGGGUCGUAACUAUCGGAUUCUCGAUAUCAACACCUCAUCGGAUCCACUCCCGAUCUUCCUCUCCCGUCACGCCGCCUCAGCCAGAGCAUUCGUCAACAUCGCCAGGCUUCCGGUGACCGCCGAGCUGCUCUCCCUCCUCCCUAAUCUCGAGAUAAUCAUCUGCACCAGCGUCGGCGUCGAUCACAUCGAUCUCGCCGAGUGCAAGCGUCGGGGAGUCGCUGUCACCAACGCUGGCGACGCUUUCUCGGAGGACGUGGCGGAUUCCGCCGUCGGUCUGCUUAUUAGCGUCCUCCGUCGCGUUCCGGCCGCCGAUCGGUACGUCCGGUCCGGUAAUUGGAAGAAAUUCGGGGAUUACCAGUUAGGAUCCAAGGUGAGCGGGAAGCGAGUUGGGAUAGUUGGGUUGGGGAGCAUCGGAUCUUUUAUAGCCAAAAGACUUGAACCUUUUGGUUGCAUCAUCUCUUACAAUUCAAGAAGUCAGAAACAGAGCAUUCCGUACAAGUACUACUCCGACGUUCUCUCCUUAGCAGCCAACAACGAUGUUCUCAUCCUCUGCUGCUCUCUGAAUGAUGAAACACGUCACAUUGUGAACAGAGAAGUGAUGGAGUCGCUUGGGAAGGAUGGGGUUAUAAUCAAUGUGGGAAGAGGAGGGUUGAUCGAUGAGAAGGAGAUGGUCAAGUGUCUGGUCCAAGGAGUGAUUGGUGGUGCCGGUUUAGAUGUGUUUGAGAACGAACCGGAAGUUCCUGUGGAGUUGUUUGGUUUGGACAAUGUUGUGCUGUCUCCACAUUCUGCUAUGAUCACGCCAGGGUCUUUUAAGAAUGUUGAAGAUGUUGCUUUCGCUAACCUCAAGGCGUUUUUCUCGAACCAGCCUUUGAUUUCCCCGGUUCAAUUUGAUUGA